GGAAAUAUUAUCUAUUACUUAAUUCUGAUCGACGCUAUCUUCCAUCAUGAGAGCUUUGAUCUGCCUUUUAAUAUUUGGGUUGGCAUAUGUGAGCUGUGACCAGAAAUGUCAGGGUUCUCCCAGAAUGUACAAUGGGAAGCGGUGUGCCUCCACAACGCGCUACGCUGACUACCACAAGGGGGCGUGUGGGUGCGGCCACGGAGACAGCCAGUUUGGCUGGAACCAUGACCACUUCGUCACCGCCCCUAACCAGAUGUUCUUUGAUGAAGGAUACGGCGGAUGGUGUGGUCAGAGAUGUGGAAAAUGUGUAAAACUUACAACCACAGGGGGCUGGGUGCCCGGCCAGGGAGGACCAGGUCCUUCAGGGCAAUCUCAGGUUUUCAUGGUAACCAACCUGUGUCCCAAUGUUUACCCCAACCAGAACUGGUGUAACCAGGGAACUGGUCCCUAUGGUAACGGACACAACGACUACGGAUAUGUGGCCCAUUUCGACUUGGAAAAUGGCGCCAAUCAAAUUUCAAAUUUAGGUUGGAACAACCCGGAAGUGACGUGGGAGAUUGUUUCAUGUAAUGGAUAUAACACCCCCAGCGACAGCAUGUAUAACUCAUGUGAGUGUGCACAUCACGGUAAACGCUCUCUAAAUGGAACUACCAAUGGAAGUGAAAACUAAUCCACAGUGAUCAAAUUUGUUAUAAGUUAUUUGUUUUAAGAAUUAAAUCUGAAAAAAAUAUUGCGUGGACGUUUU
This is a messenger RNA of Saccostrea cuccullata (small rock oyster), 745 nucleotides long. Its product is annotated as endoglucanase-like. The coding region runs from base 47 to 670 and encodes 207 amino acids. The transcript is spliced from 3 exons. Lineage: Eukaryota; Metazoa; Mollusca; Bivalvia; Ostreida; Ostreidae. The record is from RefSeq and is a predicted model, not a curated record.